This is a messenger RNA of Acaulospora morrowiae, 381 nucleotides long. Lineage: Eukaryota; Fungi; Glomeromycota; Glomeromycetes; Diversisporales; Acaulosporaceae. The record is from the annotation of a GenBank genome assembly.
AUGUGUAAACAUCCACCCGAAUCGCAACUCAAGCAUUCCGAUCGCAACCAGGAAUGUUGGGUGGUUAAACACAUUUCGCCAGGAACAACCACCCGAAUCGCAACUCAAGCAUUCCCGAUCGCAACCAGGAAUGAAUGUUGGGUGGUUGAACGCAGAUCGCAACCCCAUCCAAAAAGGCUAUUGCCCUUUGAGACCCGUCCACUGCCAACAAAACACCAAAAAGUAAUACUUAACUUGUGGCAAAUUAAGAGCGUCGCUAGCCAGUUUAAUCAUUUCCAGGGAUUGUUGUUCGUAACUGAGUAUACUAGCAAGGUUACGAGUAUACCGACUGUGUUCUUCAUGCUUGUCGGCACAGAAAUCAGAACAUUUUUGUCGAUAUAA